Molecule: messenger RNA, 4422 nt
Organism: Plasmodium reichenowi
Lineage: Eukaryota; Apicomplexa; Aconoidasida; Haemosporida; Plasmodiidae
Exons: 1
Coding region: 1-4422 (1473 amino acids)
Source: RefSeq, a predicted model, not a curated record
AUGUUAGAUGUACCUUUUGAAUUUAUGAAUAUAAAAAAUUAUGAGUGUCUUUACAACAAUUUAAAAAUUAGGAAUGAUGUGAUUAGAAAUAAUGAUUAUAAUAUAAAUAAUUAUAUUUAUGAUGUGUAUAUCUCAAAAUUAAUUUUUGUCAUGGUUAAUAUUUAUAAUGAACACAGUAUGAAUAAUAAUAAUAAUAAUAAUAUGGAGAGAUAUUUAAUAUAUAAUAAUAAUAAUAUUAAUGAAUAUAUUAUUAGUAACACACAAAAUAUGUAUAUGAUAAAAAAUAUAUAUUCAUCAAAUAGUUAUGAAGAUAAUAUAUUAAAUAAUAAAGAAUAUAAUUAUGCAAGUUUAAUAAAAAUUAGAAGAGAUAAUAAACUUUUGUGUUAUAACAAAUGUAUUAGGAGAAACAAGAAAAUAAAGCCAUAUGAAAAAUCGAAUAAGGCGAAUUGUUAUAUGAAUGUGUUAAAUUUAGUGAAUAAUAUAAGAAAUUUAAGGAUCUCCAAAAUUAAGAGAAAAAAAAAGAGAAUAAAUAUAAUAAUGAGAAGAAAAAAAAAACGAAAGAGAAAAAAAACGAAUAUGAUAAUAUUAAAUAAUGAUAAAAAUUAUAGUAUUAAUAGAAAUAAUUGUUCUAAUAAUAAUUAUAUGGAUAAUAAAAUUUAUAAUAUAUUAUUAAAAAAUAAUAAGAUUAUAUAUAUGAAAUAUGAUGAUACCAUAAAUUAUGAAGAAUCAAAAAAUAAAACUAUACUAUUUGAUAUGUUGAAAUAUUUAUCAUCUAUCAAAUGCAAGAGUAAUAAUAAUAUUUUAUGUCCAUUAAUAAAAAUUAAUACAGGAAAAAAUGAAUAUAAUAAAAAGAAUAUUAUUAAUUAUUUCAAUUUUGAUAGAACAAUUUAUUUUAUAUUUAAUCAAAUAAAAAAAUUAAUUAAAAAAUUAAAAAACAUAUUUAUCAGUAGAAAUAUAAUAUAUUACCGUUAUUUUAAAAAUAUAACAUAUACUAAUAUAUGUAAAUACAAAUAUUAUAUCAGUAAUUAUGUUAUAUCCUUCUACUAUAAUUAUUUACAUAAUGAUUAUUUUCAAAGUCAAAAUUGUUUUUUAAAAUGUUUUAAUAAUAAAUAUAGUUAUAGGAAAUUUCUUAAAAUUUUUAUCCAACUUUUUUUGGAUAAAAUAUUUUGUAUAAGUAAAUAUAUAAUUAAAAGAAAAAAAAAUAAAAAUGACAGUAAUUCUAAAAAAAAAUUAAAAAACAAAAUAAAUAGUAUAAAUAUAAAUAGAAAAAAAUGUAAAAGAAAAACACUUAUUGAUAUUCUUAAUACUUUAUCUCUAUGUGUAAAUAAUAAGAAUUAUGUAGUAAAUAAUAAAUAUAACCCUAAUCAAAAUUAUAAUCAUUUUAAUAAAUCAUAUGUUAGUAAAAUUUCACACUUUUAUUUUUCAAUAUUAUCUAAAAGGUUAUUAAAUUAUUACAUAAAUGAUAUGAACAGAUAUUAUAAACAUUAUGAACAAGCGGAAGGAAUAAAUAUGAAAAAUAAUUAUUAUAAUACUUAUAUGCCUACCUUUGAUAGUACAAAUAAUAGCUGCUCAAAAUAUAAAUCAGACAAAACAUCAAUUAUAUUUAAUAGAAAAAAUAAAAUACAGCAAAAUAAUGAAGAUAAUUAUUGUAAAAUAAAAUUACCUAAUAAGCGUAAAGAACUGAACAGUGAUGAUAAUAAUGAAAUUGUUAUGUGUAAUAGAAUAAACUAUAAAAAGUUUUACAAGAAUCCAUUCACAUAUAAUAAUAAUAAUAAUAAUAUUAUUAUAAAUGAUACUUAUAGAUACUUAUUUAAUGAACGUAUUUUGAAUAAAGAGUGUAUAUAUCUAAAUGAUCAAAACGAAAAAAGAAGUGACAACUAUUCAGAUUAUUCUAGUGAUAAACAAGGUGAUAUUAAUGUUAAAAAUAAUAAUGCAGACAAUAAUAGUAAUAAUAAUAAUAAUAAUAAUAAUAAUGAUAAUCAUAAUAAUGAUAAUAAUAAUAAUGUUAAUAAUACAAAUGGUAAUAAUAACAACAAUAAUAACAACAACAACAACAACAACAAUAAUAAUAAUAAUAAUAAUAAUAGUAAUAAUGACAAUGGGGAUAAUAACAGAAAUAACGAUAAUGAUGAUAGUGAUGAAGGCAAAAAGAAAGGUGAUGAUCAUGUUGUUAAAACAGAUGAAGAGGAUAAAGAUGAUGAUGAUGAUAAAGACGAUGAUAAAGAUGAUGAUAAAGAUGAUGAUAAAGAUGAUGAUAAAGAUGAUAAUGAUGAGGAAGAUGUUAGAAUAGAACUAAAAGAUAGAAAUGAAAAUGAUAGUGAAAAUAUAAAUCAUAAUGAUGAGGAUAAUAUAAUUCAUAUUAAUGAUGAAAAUAAUGCUGAUAUACUAUAUGAACAAAAUAGUGAUAGCAUAUUAAAUGUUUCAAUUAAUAAAGACACUCAAGCGAACAGAAAUACGAAUGAUGAGAAUGGUAUCAAUAAUAUGAAUGAUAUGAAUAAUAUCAAUAAUAUGAAUAAUAUUAAUGAACACGAAAAUUAUUAUCGUCUUAUAAAAGAAAUUGAAUUUCUAGAAAGAAAAGAAAAUAUGAAAGAAUGCAUUAAUCCAAACAUAAAUGAUUAUGUUGAUAGAAACAAGAAUCUUAAUAAAGAAGAGGAUAGGAUUGAUGAAGAAAAGUAUAAAAUAAAAUUAUAUAAUGAUGAAAAUGUAAAAAUAAAAUCAGAAAAAAUGGAAAUAAAAAUUAAAGAAGAACAUAUUAAUAUUUCAAAUAUAAAUCAAAAUCUUACACAUAAUAAUACAUCACCUAUAAUAAAUCAUCCUUUGAAAUUACCUUUAUUACCCGAAAUGAGCCAUCCAAAUGUAUUCUCAUCACAUUCUCCUAGAUCCAACAAUAUAUCUAGUAGUAGUAGUAGUAGUACUAGUAGCAGUAAUAGUGGUGGUAGUAAUAGUAGUAGUAGUAGUAGUACUAGUAGUUGUGGAGGUUCACCAAAAAAUAUACCUAAUCAAUUGAAUGAUCCAGAUUUUGAAGAAGCAUGUGAUAUUAGACUUAUGAAUUCUUCAGAAAAUUUGAAGUUUUCUCAGUCUCCACCAACCAGCUCUUUACAUGCAUCGUCUUUACAUUUGACCGAUGUAAAUGAAUUAGUUUUAUCACCUAAUCAACAGUUAUAUAACAAUAGCCCAAUAAAGUCACCAAGUAAUACACCAAUUCGUAGUCCUUCGUCACCCAUAUUUGAGAGUAAUUAUAAUGAGGAAAAUAUCGAAAAGGUAAAUUCAAAUUAUUUAAUUUCUUCACCUUAUAGAAAUGAUAUUUUUUCAGAGUUUGAUAUGCUUGGAUCCUUAUUUGAAUCGCUAGAUGAAUUAGAAAAUAAAAGUGAUUACACUGAAAGUAGUAGUAAUGAUAAUUGUAAAUAUAGCAAUGAUUUUUCAUUAGAUAAAUAUAAUAGUGACAUAAAAAAAGGAACUAUUGAAAAAGAUGAAAUAAUUUAUAAUUUCAAAAAAGAUAAUUUUAAAAAAGUAUUUCAUGCUUGGUGCAAUAAAGGAAAACAUGAAAUUAAUUAUGAUAAUAAAAAAUUUAACUCAGUUAUGGAAUGGAUAAAUUAUAUCGAGGAAUUAAUGUCUCAUGAAUUAGGUAUAACAAAGGAUGAUAAAAAAAAUGAUGAUAUAAGAAGUGAUAUGGAAUUAAGUGUAGAUAUAUUUAGCAACCAAGAUAAUUAUAACAUUGAUGAACAAAAUCAUGUAAAUCAGAAUAUAGAAAGUCAUGAAAAUAUUUUAAUUAAUAAAAAUAUCUCAACAAACAUAAAUCAUCAUAAUGAAGAUGAUUUUAUAAGUAAUUCUAAUGACCCUUUUAAUUUUAUCAAUGAACAUAAUAAUAAUAAUAAUAAUAAUAAUAAUAAUAUGCUAGAAAAUAAUACUGUCUUGAAUGAUAAAAAUAUUAUUCUCCAUAAUAAUGACAUUGUAGAAGAUACAACAACAUCAAAUAGUAUGUCACCUCUUAAAUCUGCAUUUAGUGAUAUUACAUCUUGUGUUAAUAAUUCAAAUGAUACUGUCAAUUUAUUUUCUGAAUAUAAUAAUGCUGAGGAUCAUGUUACCUAUAGUAAUCACCACAAAGAAAAACAACAAGAUGAAGAUACUUAUUUUAAUGAUCAACAUAUUAUAAAUAACAAAAUCCCUUGGAACCAUUCAGAGCACAAUUUUGUAUGGAAUAAUAAUGAUAUAGAUGGAAAUGAUGAAAAAAAUGAUCAUCAUAAAAAAAAAAAUGAAAUAUUACAACAAAACAGUGAAUUCAAUAAUAUAUCUGAUAUAAAUACGAACGAUUUCGAUAUCAAUAGUGUUGAAGAUAAGGAUGUUAUAAAUAUACAAGAAAAUUCCAAGGAUAAUAUAGCAUCUUCCAAUUAUAUAGAAGUUACAGAUCCUUGGAAAAAAUAA